AUGAGUCUUCCUCGCCAGGAGCCUGUGGUUUUGAACCUGAAGAAAGUUCCAAUCGCUGUAACAGACAAUUUUGGUCGAAUCAAGAUCGGUUCUCGGCCUGUCGCCUUGACAAGACCUUCCAACGAUGACAUUACCCAUUUGAUAAACCUUGAAGCCAUCAAUCCUCAUCCAGGCUCGGUGCCAGACACGCCUGUCGACUUAACUCCGAUGGUUUCGCUGUCUCAACAAGUACACGAAAAGAAAAUCAUGACGUCUUCAUUUCCACCGAAAAACAUGUGGAGAAUCGUGGCCGCCUGUCUCUGGUCGUUUUGUGGCGGCUUUUCCGAUGCGGCGCCCGGUGCGUUGUUGCCCACAAUUGAGCGUUCCUACAAUAUCAAUUACACCAUCGUGUCUUUGGUGUGGAUGCUGAAUGCGCUUGGGUUUAUCUUGGUAGCGUCACUUUCACACAAAAUCCAGCCAUGGUUCGGAAAACACAAGUCGAUUCCGUUCGGCUGCAUAUGCUCGAUCGUGAUGAACGCCAUGGUCAGCAGUGGAGGGCCCUUUCCUGUGAUUGUGGUGGGUUUUUUCUUUGGCGGGUUGGGGCUUGCAAUUGUCCUUGCGCAAGUCAACGUGUUUCUCUCGCAAUUGGACAAAAACUCCAAAUACUUGGCCUUUUUCCAUGGCUCCUACGGUAUAGGUGCCACCAUCUCUCCGCUUUGUGCCACAACCAUGGUGAACAGGGGAAUUAAAUGGAACUACACCUACUUCAUCAUGCUUGGGCUUAUGAUGGUGAACUUGGUGAACUGCUGGUUCGCUUUCAGCGGGGCAGACGAGGAUUUGAAGCCUUGGGACCACGAUGAAGAGACUAAGGAGUUGAUUCCCCAUUCGGCUGAAACUGAAGAUGGCGUGGGGCUUCAGGACUGGGGUGUCCAUAUUGCAAACGUUGUGGAUGCCGAGAGAGUGUCUGCAGCCGAGACAAAGGGCGCCAUGAAGCUUGCCUUGACCAACAGAAUCACGUGGUUGAUUUCCUUGUUUGUCUUGUGUUACCAGGGAAGUGAGGUUUCGUUGGGAGGCUGGAUUGUGUCGUAUUUAUUAGAUUACAGAGAUGCGACAAAGUCCUACGGUUACGUGCUGAGUGGGUUCUGGGGUGGACUCACUUUUGGCCGGUUGGUUCUCACUAGACCUUUGCAUAACGCCUUUGGUGCCCGCAAGACCAUCAUAGUGUUGGCUUUUAUGUCCAUCGCUUUUGUGAUUUUGACAUGGGUUGUACCUAGCACCAUGGCCCUGGGUAUAUUUGUCAGCUUGGCUGGUGUUCUGAUUGGUCCUACAUAUCCUCUCAUGGUCACUGUGGUUUCGGCCAUGAUUCCUCGCAAGAUCCAGGUGGUCAGCUUAACAAUCAUGACGGCCUUUGGAUCGAGCGGAGGCGCCGUGUUCCCCUUUCUCACUGGUUUAUUGGCGGAACAGGUGGGCACGUUUGUUGUUUUGCCGAUUUUCAUUGCCAGUUACGCGGUCAUGUUGACGGCGUGGUUCUUAUUGCCCAAUGUGGAGCAGAAACCUAUCGCUGCCAAUGCGUCGAAGUGGCUGAAGUUCUGGCGCAGAAUAUGGUGA
Clavispora lusitaniae ATCC 42720 is the source of this 1587-nucleotide messenger RNA. RefSeq lists its product as uncharacterized. Gene Ontology annotation, cellular component: membrane. Gene Ontology annotation, biological process: transmembrane transport. The record is from RefSeq and is a predicted model, not a curated record. Lineage: Eukaryota; Fungi; Ascomycota; Pichiomycetes; Serinales; Metschnikowiaceae. Gene Ontology annotation, molecular function: transmembrane transporter activity.